Lepus europaeus (European hare) is the source of this 525-nucleotide messenger RNA. The record is from the annotation of a RefSeq genome assembly. Lineage: Eukaryota; Metazoa; Chordata; Mammalia; Lagomorpha; Leporidae.
AUGACAUAUAUAGUAUUUUUAUUGAGUGUAAUGUUUGUAAUUGGUUUUGUGGGGUUCGCUUCUAAGCCAUCUCCAAUUUAUGGAGGGCUUGGGUUAAUUGUUAGUGGUGGGGUUGGUUGUGGUAUUAUUUUAAGUUUUGGUGGGUCGUUUUUAGGCUUAAUAAUGUUUUUAAUUUAUUUAGGUGGAAUAUUGGUAGUAUUUGGGUAUACAACUGCGAUAGCAACUGAGGAAUACCCUGAAACUUGAGGGUCAAAUAUUAUAAUUCUUAGUAUGCUUGUUUUGGGUGUGUUGUUGGAGGCAGGAUUAGUUAUAUUUAUGGCGGUGAGUGAUGAGGUUGAGGUUGUGGUGAGUUUUAAGAAUAUAGGUGAUUGGGUUGUUUUUGAAGGGGACGAAGUAGGUUUAAUUCGAGAGGACUCUAUAGGGGUGGCAGCAUUAUAUAGUUAUGGGAGUUGAUUAAUAGUGGUUGCUGGUUGAUCUUUAUUUGUGAGUAUUUUUAUUGUCAUUGAGAUUACUCGUGGGGGUUAG